AUGGCCGACCCUUUCGAAGUUCGCAUGCGAUUCACCAAUCUCCUCACCCACCUCUCGGCCUCGGCAACUGCAUCUAUCAAAACUGCGCACUAUGCGCUCAAACACCGCGAUAUGGACGAGGACCUACACUCAUGUAUCCUCGAGAAUUUAGAAAGAGGGAACAAUAUGAACAAUCGCGCGAAUAUCAUGUACUUUCUCGAGCAUCAUGCCGACAUCAAUAUGAAGGAGGGUGGCCAUGAGGCCUACGUUGAAAUGGUUCGGCGCGACAUUCAGCGUAUCGUCGACGCCGUGGCGCAGAGCGGUGCGAACGUCAAGGUCGUGAGGAGAGUGGUCACGGGGCUGGGACAGAAAGGAGUGCUGACCGCAGAAGCCUUGAGCGUAAUAGAGACUGGUCUGAAGGACCAAGAAGAGAAAUUAGGGAGACUACUUGGUGACGAAGAUGGCAAGCCUGAGGGUGAUAAGGAUACUGUGGACGGGGCGGCAGACGCUACGGCAGACACUCACAAAGCGACUCCGAGGACAGGAGCGCCGCAUUCUGGAAAACCGAACGGCGUGUCCAAAAUGGAUAGGAGAGCGAUCGAGCAGAGAAUCGAGGAGGAUCGAGAACGAAACAAACGACUACGAGAGAGUGUGUGGGCUGUCACUGGUGAUGAUGACCAGGAGUUGGACAAGAUGUGGGAAGAAGGGAAUUACGUUGGUGAAGAUGAACUUAUCAUUGCUGAUGAAGACGCCGAUGAGCGUCUUCAGUUCGUGCGGUAUCAUCGAACGACGUUAGGAAGCUGA
Messenger RNA from Rhinocladiella mackenziei CBS 650.93, 783 nucleotides. RefSeq lists its product as uncharacterized. The record is from RefSeq and is a predicted model, not a curated record. Gene Ontology annotation, biological process: positive regulation of transcription by RNA polymerase I; positive regulation of DNA-templated transcription, elongation. Gene Ontology annotation, cellular component: CTDK-1 complex. The transcript has a single exon. Bases 1 to 783 code for a protein of 260 amino acids. NCBI's taxonomy places the organism in Eukaryota, Fungi, Ascomycota, Eurotiomycetes, Chaetothyriales, Herpotrichiellaceae.